AUGGAGGACACGCAGAUGUCUAAGGGAGAUAUCCCCGACGUUCCUGCUGGUGAGAAAGGCGGGGUGUCAACAGAUGAAAUCAGGGCUUUGGUGGAACAAGAACAAGCCUUGGCCGAUGCUCAGAGGAAGAUAACCACUUUAGAGGCUGCUGCGGAGAAGGCGAGGAAUGAGAAACAGGUCCUGGAGGUUGAGAAGAAUGUUGCAGUCUCGGCUCAAGAUCAACUCCGUACACAACUAUCAUCAUUACAAUCUUCUUUUCAUAAGGCUUCCUCAGAAUUAUCUGUCUUACAAACAAGAGUACAAAUAACGGAGAAAGAGAAAAGGGAAUUGUUGGAAGAGACCGAACGAUUACAACAGAGACUUAAUCGAAAUGCUCAGGACUUAUACACUCUACGAGCACAGAAAACCGAUUCGUCACAAAAGAUAGCUCAUCUCGAUGUUGAAGUUUCAGAGCUCAAGAUGGCCGCCGAAUCAGCCAAGUUUAAUGAGCAAAGAAGUGUACAGGCUUUACAAGCUUCUCGCGUAGAGAUACUCAACCUCAACAAAUCCCUCACGGAUGUGGAAGAAAGAUUCGGAAAAUAUCGAGCGGAACAGCAAGCUGAAUUAUCUCGAUUAGAGAUGGAACUCAGUACGGCCAUUGCCCGUCUUACAUCCAUAGAAAACAAUCAUCGUUCUCUCCAACGUACAUUCAACGAUCAAUCACGUCGACUCGCCGACGCUCAUGCAAACAUAGCCACUCUCACCUCGGCCGCAGCUUCCAAAAAGGCCUCUACAUCUUUGGAGAUACACCGGUUAGUAGAUGAGAACCGUGUGUUGGAGAAAAGGGGCGAUGAUGCUCGAGCGGUCAUUAUGGAUCGUGAGGCGGAAUUGGAGAGAUUGACGAUGAUCCAUUCGGAGAAUGAGAAGAGUUGGAGUGAAAAGUGGAAGAAAGAAGAGAGAUUUAGGAAAGAAGCGGAGAAGAGAGUAGAAGAUUUGAAAUUGGUCGUUGAGAGAUUAGCUUUGGCUGGAGGGGAUGGAAGUGGAGUUAGUCCAGCUGCUGCAUUGGCAUCGGAGAUCAGACAGAGUGGGAAAUCAUAUACUCAGUUCUUUACGGAUUAUCAGGUUCAGGAAACAAAACUUAGACAAGCGGAAGAGGAAGUUCGGAGAUUAGAGAAUCUGCUGGACCAGAUCACUGAUGAGAUUGCUGAGAAGCAACCCCUUCUUGAACAACAAUCCGCCGAACAUUCUCAAGCUAUCGAUCGUGCCAAUGCUUUAGCAUCCGAACUUGCCUCCACUCUCUCAUCUCGUGACUCUCUCGAAUCUCAGUUAAAAUCAAUCCAAGCAUCUUCAACAUACCACAAUGAAGAAGUACUUUCUCUCCGACAAGAAACCUCUGAUUUAUCUCGUCAAGUUCAAACCCUAUUACAUCAAAUUUCAAUUCGUGAUAAUCCCUCCCUCUCUUCCAUUUCUUUAGACUCUACAUCUAUAGUAUCUGAUACAGGUGACAUUAUCACUGAUCAUUUACUAGAAUUCCGUUCUUUGCGUUCAUUACAAGAACAAAACCAAAAACUUCUUCGUCUAACAAGAGGGUUGAUGCAAAAACUAGAUGAAAGAGAAAUCAGAAGAGUUACAACAGAACAAGAUGAUAUCAACGUUGGAGAAUCACUUGAUCAAGCUACUGAAACAAUCAAAAAGUUACAUACUCAAUUGAUUGAAUGUCAAAAGAAGAUAUUAGAAGUUACUAGAGAGAGAGAUUUCUUUAGUAAAUUAUUAGCUAAAGGUGAAGGGUUAGGAAUGAGUCAUGUUUCAGGAAAGAACGAUAAAGGUCCUUUGGAAGAUGGACAAGGUGUUUUGGAAACUACUGUUGGGAAUUUACAGACGGAAUUGGGGAUCAUAAAAGUGAAGGCUGAGAAGGAAAUUGGAGAGGUUAGAGAGGAAAUGAUGAUGAAAAGUAGACAAGCUGGUGCGGCGGAAGUUGAGAAAGCAAAGGCUUUGGCUAAAGUUUCUUUAUUGGAAGAACAACAACGCAUUUCCACUGAAACACACAAUCUUCAAAAACAAGAACUUGCAUCGCUCGAAUCACAGUUGAGAACAUUACAAGCCAACAUUGUUCAAGCACAUUCAGAGCGUCGUCAGGCUCUGGAACAGCUCGCCGUACGUCAAGCCGAGUCUGAUAGAUUAAGGAAUGAAGUGGCCGCUGUUCGAGCUGAAAAAGAUUUAUGGCAGAGCACGGAAAAUCGCCUUCAAGCAGAUUUCAGAACGGUCCAAAGUGAAAGAGCGAAGUUACAACAGUUGAUCGAUAAUCUCAAUACUGUACAUUCUGAGAAUGAGCGAACAAGGGUGGAUGAACGUGCUGGGUAUGAGAGAAGAAUUGAAGAGCUUCAACGGGAUAGCACCGCACUCCGCACUCAAAUACAACAAGCAAGAGAUGCUGCCCGUGCUGCUGAGAAACGCGCUGAAGAAUUCGACUCUCGUCUAGCUUCAUCAAUCUCUGCCGUCCAAUCUGAACUCGCUUCCGCCACUUCCCUCGCCUCUUCACGCGACCAACAACUCACUGAACUCAGAUCCGAGCUGGAACGUAUCAAAGCGGAAAGCGAAAACCGGCAUCGAAUAGGUAUGAAUUGGAAACGUCGUGCUGAACAACUUGUGGAAGAGGCUAAAAUGCGAUUACAACUUCUGGACGAUCAAUCGAAAGAGUUGGAGAAUAUACGAUUACAAGCUUCUGAAUUGGAAACAUUAAGAUCACAAGGUACCGAAUUGGAGAGAUUACGAUCACAAACGUCUGAGGUGGAGACCUUGAGGGGACAGCUGGAAGAGUUGAAAGGAAAGAGUAAAGAUCCAGUUUCAGUCCAAGAGAAAGAUACCGAGUUGGAAGAUGUCAAGAAGAAACUUGAAGGAUUACAGAAAGAAUUAGAAGAGACGAGAGUCAAGUUGGGAGAAGCAGAAAGGAAGUUGGUAGAAGCUGAAAGAGUUAGUAGUUUGAAGGAAAUGACCGUACAGAGAUUACAGAGUGAAAUGAGUUCGAGGGUCGUGGCAUCGGGAGGGGCCGGAAAUGGGGUUGGGGUUGAAGGAGAUGGGGAAGCUCUUAGAGCGGAGAGGGACGAAUUGCAGAGACGUUUGAUACAAGCUGAAAAGGACUUGGAAGUUGCCAAGGCGGCAGGAAGUGGGGUUUCGAGUGGGAUGGAAGUGAGUGGAGGUGAAUCAGUAGAUGAGAGUGUGAGAGAGUUACAAAUGAAAGUGGAGGUGUUGCAAAGGGAGAAAGAAGAGUUGGAGCAGCGCUACGAAGCAAAUGUCACCAGAGUCAACAAAGCCAACAUAGGUCUACGUUCAAAAGUUUCUGAACUGGGUACUUCUCAAAGUAUAGCAACGAACCGUAUAACAGAAUUAGAAAAAGAAUUGUUAGAAAUACGAUCUUCCACCUCUGCCAUGUCCGUCGAUACAGUCGGUGUGAAUAAUCAAGUGAUUGAAGAAGCUGUGAAAAAGGCUUUAGAGAAUAAACAAGUUGAACUUGAUGAACUUCGAAAUCAAUUACGAAUCCAACUCGGACCUCAGGAUUCACAUUCAGUACUCAAAGAAGGAUCAUCCGGGGCUGCUGGAACGGACGAGGGGAUAAAAGAGGAAAGAAAGAAAAUGGAGAAAGAAUUUCAAGAUCAAUUGGAAUCUCGUCAAAAACAAAUAGAAGAAUUACAAUCGAAAGUAAAAGCUUUGGAAAGACAAGUUAAAACUGCUGAGAUUACAAGGAAAACAUUAGAGAGACAAAAGAUUGAGGCGGAAGCUAAAGCUAAGAAAAUGGAAGGAGAGGCAGAGGCUGGAUCUUCAACUGCUCAAAAUCAAAUUCCAGUAUCUUCUUCUAAUCCUACUUCAUCUACUAUCACCAGUAAUCAGAUACCCCCAGCAUCAGCAUUUACACAAUCGACCACUUCGACUCCCAAUUUCUCUUUUGUACCUUCUAUUCCGGCUCUUGGUCAAAGUUCUGCUCAAUCAGUUGGAACACCCUCUGCUGGUCAAGUUUUUGGACAGAACCAACAAGGCGUAACUUCCACCGACUCAAACUCGAGUCAUGGACAGAGCUCAGGAUUGCAAGUGGGUCAACAACCUUCCGGACAGGAAGCUGCCACUACGGGUGAGAGUGGGGACGGUGCCCAGAAAGGAAGUGGGAAUGUAGGAGACAAUACAAACGUUUCAUCUGGUUUACCAACCAGAGGGAUGGUACGUGGUCGUGGAAGAUCUGUGAGAGGUAGGGCAGUAGUGGGAACUAGACCUAAUCCCGUAUUGAAUGCCGUCAACGCAGCUUUAUCUCAAACAUCACUUGUUCAAAGUGUUAAAAGACCUUUGGUUGAAGAAGGUGAAAUCGAAGAUUCUUUAGAGUCUUCUCCAUCCCAUGCCCAAUCCCACGCUCAAUCACAGGGACUGGGACAAAUCCAAGGACAAGGACAAUCACAGGGAUUGGGAUUGGGACAAACACAGGGAGAAGCACAAACACAAGAUAUAUUAACAAGAAUCCAAUCUGGACCAAGGAUGAUUAAACGACCUAGAGGAGUUGGAAGAUCUCGAGGAGGAGGUUUGAGACGUGUUAGUGGUGAAACGACGAUUGUUUCUUCUGGUCAAAUUACCUCUCAACCGGGUCAACCUGUUCAACCUUCUCAACUUGCUCAACCUGGCCAACCUGCUCAACCUGGCCAAAGUGGUCAACUUGCUCAACCUUCUCAACCGGGUCAGACUGGUCAGAUUGCUCAACCUGGCCAGAUUGGUCAAAUCGGUCAGAUUGGACAACCUGGCCAAAGUGGACAGACAGAUGGAAGUACUCAGACUACGGGCAGUUCAACCGCACCAUCAGGACAGGGACAGGGACAAGGAGGGAAAGAAGCGGGAGAGUGA
Tremella mesenterica DSM 1558 is the source of this 4857-nucleotide messenger RNA. RefSeq lists its product as uncharacterized. Gene Ontology annotation, molecular function: structural constituent of nuclear pore. The record is from RefSeq and is a predicted model, not a curated record. Bases 1 to 4857 code for a protein of 1618 amino acids. The transcript has 14 exons. NCBI's taxonomy places the organism in Eukaryota, Fungi, Basidiomycota, Tremellomycetes, Tremellales, Tremellaceae. Gene Ontology annotation, biological process: mRNA export from nucleus. Gene Ontology annotation, cellular component: nuclear pore.